GUUUGCCUUUAAGAGUGUGAUGGGCGUAGUUUCAGGCACAGUGACCUCAGCGAGGUAGAGUUUCUACUCAGUUGUGUUACUAAAACACCUGUUCUGUUGCCGCUCAAACACGGAGCCAAAGUCGACGGUGUGUUUUCGGAACAAAUUUUGAAACGUUUAUGACCAGGCCCAAUUUGUUUUCAAUUGUGUUUUUUGUAUAUAUUCUGCGGCAGCGCUGGUUUGCUGAAUAUGGGGCCUCUUGCGAGUCUGGAUGUGCUUUCGUGGCUGUUGAUGGCCUCUGCUCUCCAAGUGUCGAGUGUGCGGGCCACUUACCUGUGCACUGCCUACCUGAACAUUUCCUACGUCAUUUCAGAAACAAACCAAACCAUCUGGCAUCAAGAGGAGAGCGGCUUAUAUGGACAAGAUUCACCCAAAAUAUCUGUAGCGGGGAAUGUUUAUUUAGCUGAACCGAUCUACGGUUGUGAGUUGGACACGGUUUAUCGCCGACCGAACGGCUCUAGGGGUUGGAUCGCCUUAAUUCAGCGCGGAAACGGAUGCACUUUCUCCAACAAAAUUAACGUCGCGGCUAGGAAAGGAGCCGCCGCUGCUAUUAUUUUCAAUGACGACGUAAGCGAAAAUCGGGUCAUUCAGAUGUCUCACCCAGGCACGAGCAUCGUUGCCGUUAUGAUUGGGCACAUCCGUGGGAUGGAGCUGUUUGGGCUGCUGAAGCAAGGCAUGCCAGUUGCCUUAGCAAUAGAGGUCGGGAAGCAACACGGUCCCUGGAUGAGCCACUAUUCCGUGUUUUUCGUUUCCAUCGCCUUCUUCAUCGUCACCGCGGCGACGGUUGGAUACUUCAUCUUCUACUCCGCACGGAGACUGAACGGCCUCAGACAGCAGACCCGCAAACAGAAAAAACUGAAGGCUGAAGCAAAGAAGGCGAUUGGUCAGUUGCAGGUUCGCACUUUGAGACAAGGGGAUCAGGAGACUGGCCCUGAUGCUGAUACCUGUGCAGUGUGUAUUGAAUUGUACAAACCUGGAGAUGUGUUGUCAAUUCUUACAUGCAAUCAUUUCUUCCAUAAAUCUUGCAUAGAGCCAUGGCUGCUGGAGCACAGAACCUGCCCUAUGUGCAAGUGUGAUAUUCUUAAAGCACUCGGAGUUGAGAUGGAUGUGGAGGAGCAGCCACAGAUUUCAGUGCAUGAUUUUAGGUCUUUUUCUACCUCUGAGGACUUCCACAGUGAGACAGCAUCACACACACAUAGUGAGACAGCAUCCUCUGGAUAUGCAUCCAUGCAUGGACACGAGCAGCUCGGUCCUGCUGAAGACACAAGAAAUGGUUUGCAAGAGGAGCAGCUGGAUGUGCCACAUCAGUAUGAUAAUUUUGCCUUCGAGAAUGACAUUCACAACCAGAGUGAAGUCAGGACCUGAGCGGCUGUCUGUGACACCAACACACAGCACUCAUACAAAUGAAUAGUUUUGAUUCAAGGACUUCUAAUAAUUUUCAAGCACUGCUGAGCCCUUUUCUGAUUAGGUUCUGACUAAGUGCCUAUAAAUUCUCUUUCUCUGUGUGUGUGUGUGUUCGACUGUUUGUCUCUGUGGGUGAUCUCAAUGAUUUGAUUUCUGGGCUGAUCAGAGGUCACGGUUUAAUUCUCUGUGGCUAAUUCAGGGUAUUGUUAUUGAUGAUUCAGGGUUUAAUUCCCACUGUGGUUGUGUCAGGGUUUGAGACUUCCAGCCUUCAAUAAUAUAAUGAUGAAGUCAGAGCAGCUGUGGAGAUGCACAAUGAGAGACUGAGUGCUCCAAUUGCUGUUCGUUAGUGGACAUAACACUCACUGUACUUUCUCCCCUGUUAUUCACGGUUUAUUAGACAAUAUAUUGUUCCAAUUUUUAUGGAAAUUUUAGAAAUAUUGUGCCUUACACCCAUUUAUGUGUGCAAAUGUAUAAAACUCUGCAUAGAUUUAAUGGGGCUGGUUUUAAAAUGUAUUUUAAGUUCUCUUGAUUUGAAUAUUUAAAUAAGAAAUGGAAAUAUUCUUAAUUCUUUGAAUGAAUAGUACAGACAUAAAGAUUAACAUUGUAAAUAAAAUA
Messenger RNA from Xyrauchen texanus (razorback sucker), 2058 nucleotides. RefSeq names its product ring finger protein 128a (gene rnf128a). The transcript is spliced from 7 exons. NCBI's taxonomy places the organism in Eukaryota, Metazoa, Chordata, Actinopteri, Cypriniformes, Catostomidae. The record is from RefSeq and is a predicted model, not a curated record. Bases 229 to 1404 code for a protein of 391 amino acids.